CCCGAGCUUGUAGCCACGACAGGGGACUCUGUUGUGUUCUUGCUCUGUGUUUAGGGAAUUCGGGGUUCCAGAGAUUUAGAGCAGAAAAGAUGUCUCAGAGGCCGACUCCGAGGUGGAAGUCUUCCCUGGAGGCACUUUGAGAGGGAAUGGGUACCCGUGGGCGUGUCUGGAUUGACACUUCUCGGGCGUCAGCCUUCCAGUUGGUCUGCUCCGGGGGCCUCAGCCGUCGCAGCCACCCCCGCUGGGUGGGACUAACCCCCACCGUCCUCUCCUCCUCCAAUUUGUUUUGAGCUUUAGAUUUUUGUGUAGCCACUUCCAAGAAAAUCUUGUUCGUCAAACUCGGGCCGCCCCUUAAUAUCGCCCCCCUAAAUAACAAAACGCCUUCUUUUGACCUGUAUUUUUCUCUAAAAUGCACCAUCACCUCUUGGGGCACCCGGGUUUAACAGAGUAGGUGACUAGGCUUUCUCUGCCCAGGGAUUACCCCAGAGGUGGCCCUGCCCUGUUGAAUGAUCCACCUUAUUCUUCCCUCAUAACACCCCCACUGUGGUUAAUUCUUAGUGACUGGUUUUCCCUGUUGCUGUUCUCGCCCGCACUCAUCUUUCUACUCUUGGAGUAAAUUGCUUGGGGCAAUUGAGUCACGCAACUCAAAAAAUCUCAUCAGUGAAAAAUAAUCUCAUCAGUGAUUCCCUAUUAGGGAAUAAAGCGUGAAUGCCCUCGACUUGAUCAGCUUUCCCAAGUUUGUCCUCUACCUCUGCUUCAGCCAGCCAGUCUUGCUCUCCAUUCCUCACAAGGGCCUGGUACUUUCUUUGGGGCUGACCUUUCCUAGCUCCUGUUCUUUUCUCUGCUACCUGAGAAAUAACCCCUCCCUGUUCAGAUUACUUUUUUCAAGAAUCAGUUAAGGAUAUAUGCUUGCUUUAGCCCCUAACCUUGCCUUGAAACCUGAAUUCUAAUUCUAUUCAUUCAGCUAUUGCUGUUGAGUGCUUUAGGCUCUGGGCUGGCAGGCCUGACUUUUAAGAGGGUGCUUUUCUACUCGGGGCUGGCAAGAGAUGUCCUGGAGUCAGAGGCCUGACGGAAGUGAGGGGAAUCCUGACCACUUUGGGCAGCAGAAACAGCAGGCACAGGGUGAUGGAGCUCAAAUCAUCAACUGACCGUGGAUAAACUGGUAUGCCUGUACAGGGGAAUGUUCAACUCUGACAAGGAAUGAGCACCAUGGCAGAACAAGAUGUGGAAAAUGAGCUUCUGGAUUAUGAGGAAGAUGAAGAGCCCCAGGCUCCUCCAGAGAGCACUCCUGCUCCCCCCAAGAAAGAUGUCAAGGGUUCCUACGUUUCCAUCCACAGCUCUGGCUUCCGGGACUUUCUGCUGAAGCCGGAGCUCCUGAGGGCCAUAGUGGACUGUGGCUUUGAGCAUCCAUCUGAGGUCCAGCACGAGUGUAUUCCCCAAGCCAUCCUGGGCAUGGACGUCCUGUGCCAGGCCAAGUCUGGGAUGGGCAAGACUGCGGUCUUCGUACUGGCCACCCUGCAGCAGAUUGAGCCAGUUAAUGGACAGGUGACAGUCUUGGUCAUGUGCCACACACGGGAGCUAGCCUUCCAGAUCAGCAAAGAGUAUGAACGCUUCUCCAAGUACAUGCCCAGUGUCAAGGUGUCUGUGUUCUUUGGGGGCCUUUCUAUCAAGAAGGAUGAAGAGGUAUUGAAGAAGAACUGUCCUCAUGUCGUGGUGGGGACACCAGGCCGGAUCCUGGCGCUAGUGCGGAACCGGAGCCUGAACCUGAAGAACGUGAAGCACUUCGUGCUGGAUGAGUGUGACAAGAUGCUGGAGCAGCUGGACAUGCGGCGGGACGUGCAGGAGAUCUUCCGCUUGACACCCCAUGAGAAGCAGUGCAUGAUGUUUAGCGCCACCCUGAGCAAGGAGAUCAGGCCGGUCUGCAGGAAGUUCAUGCAAGAUCCCAUGGAGGUGUUUGUAGACGACGAGACCAAGCUCACACUGCAUGGACUGCAGCAGUACUACGUCAAGCUCAAGGACAGUGAGAAGAACCGCAAGCUCUUCGACCUGUUGGAUGUGUUGGAGUUUAACCAGGUGGUGAUCUUUGUGAAGUCCGUGCAACGCUGCAUGGCCCUGGCCCAGCUCCUCGUGGAGCAGAACUUCCCGGCCAUUGCCAUCCACAGGGGCAUGGCCCAGGAGGAGCGUCUGUCGCGCUAUCAGCAGUUCAAAGACUUCCAGCGGCGGAUCCUGGUGGCCACCAAUCUGUUUGGCCGAGGGAUGGACAUUGAGCGAGUCAACAUCGUCUUCAACUAUGACAUGCCUGAGGACUCGGACACCUACCUCCACCGAGUGGCCCGUGCAGGUCGCUUUGGGACUAAAGGUCUGGCUAUUACUUUCGUGUCUGACGAGAAUGAUGCAAAAAUCCUCAAUGACGUUCAGGACCGGUUUGAAGUGAAUGUGGCAGAACUUCCUGAAGAAAUUGACAUCUCCACGUAUAUUGAGCAGAGCCGGUAACCACGUGCCUGAUGGCCAGAGCGGCCCUGUUCCCUGAGUGCUGCUGCCAGCCCUCUUCCUAGGCGUCAGUGAGCCUUCCUUUUUACUGUUUAAAAGAUGUAGAUUUGUGUAAGAGUAAAGUUUUAUUACGGAA
Canis lupus familiaris (dog) is the source of this 2626-nucleotide messenger RNA. RefSeq names its product DExD-box helicase 39A (gene DDX39A). Gene Ontology annotation, molecular function: RNA binding; RNA helicase activity; ATP binding. Gene Ontology annotation, biological process: mRNA splicing, via spliceosome; mRNA export from nucleus. Lineage: Eukaryota; Metazoa; Chordata; Mammalia; Carnivora; Canidae. The record is from RefSeq and is a predicted model, not a curated record. Bases 1201 to 2493 code for a protein of 430 amino acids. The transcript has 12 exons.